UAAAUUCCGCAUGGCAUCGAGUUGCUUGUUUGUCGCCUCCAACUGUCUUUAGGGUCUGCUCGGAUGACCUUGAAGGAAACCAUCCUAAACAUAGUUACUACCCUAGGCACGUCCGACCAGCCGUCUGGUGAAACGUAGCAUGGGCUCUUCCUCGUUAAGUAUACGCUUAAACGGAGGUCCUUAUGUGUGGUUCUGCGCUGAUUGGCUGAGAUCAAGAUAGUUUGGAUCAUACAAAGUGCGGGCCGAAUGAGUCUGGGUAGAGAAUAACGAGGGAAACAUCCCAAAGUUAGUAUGUCAUACAUCGCGUUAUCACGACGCUCGUUGUGGAGUGCAGAUCGGAGUUUGGGCAGAGACCGAUGACGUUUUCCUUAGCGCAAUCGUGAGCUUCGAGCUUGCCGGCGCAACCUCUCGCUCUCUGCUGACGCCUCCAAUUGCACCCCACUCACCCAUCCAUCUGGUCAAUUCGUCUCGAGAUGUUCGCCAGACAGUUUUUCCGCCCGGCUAAGCAGCUGCAGCAGCAAGUCCGCCGUUAUGCGUCUGAGGCGCCCAAGUCCGGCAACAAGAGCGUCCUCUACACUGGUCUCGGCGCGGCCGGCCUGGCCGGUGCCUACCUCUACAUGAGGGGCGGCGAGGUGCCCUCGGCUGCCGAUGUGAAGAAGAUCCCCGCGCUGAAGGGCGAGGCCAAGAAGGCCUUCACUGGCGGCGACCAGGGCUUCCUGUCGCUGGUGCUCGAGAAGUCGGAGAUCAUCAACCACAACACCAAGAAGCUCACCUUCAAGCUGCCCGAGGAGGACCAGGAGAGCGGCCUGCCCGUGGCCUCUGCCGUCAUCACCAAGUACAAGGGCCCGGAGAUGCAGAAGCCCGUCAUCCGCCCAUACACGCCCAUCAGCGACGUGGACCAGCAGGGCACCGUCGACUUCAUCAUCAAGAAGUACAACGGCGGCCCCAUGUCCGAGCACAUGCACAACCUCGAGCCCGGGCAGCGACUUGAUAUCAAGGGCCCUAUCCCAAAAUAUCAGUGGAGCGAAAAUAAACAUGAACACAUUGCCCUGAUCGCCGGCGGCACUGGCAUCACGCCCAUGUGGCAGACCGCACGCGCCAUCUUCAAGAACCCCAACGAUAAGACCAAGGUCACCCUGAUCUUCGGCAACCUGACCGAGGAGGACAUCCUGAUGAAGCGCGAGUGGGAGGAGCUCGAGAACACGUACCCGCAGCGCUUCCGCGCCUUCUACGUGCUCGACAACCCGCCCGAGUCGUGGCAGGGCGGCAAGGGCCACAUCACCAAGGAGCUGCUGAAGACGGUGCUGCCGGAGCCCAAGCAGGGCGACAAGGUCAAGAUCUUCGUCUGCGGGCCUCCGGGCCUGUACAAGGCCAUCAGCGGCGGCAAGAAGAGCCCCCAGGACCAGGGCGAGCUGGACGGCUACCUGAAGGAGCUCGGCUACAGCAAGGACCAGGUGUACAAGUUCUAGAUGGGCGUGUUGUAGGAUAUGUCGGUAGAUAUAGAUUCCCCGUCAGCAAGCGACCGGUUCUCGAUAUACAUCGAGGGUGUAAAACGUGACCACGUGUGUUGAGCUCACUGUACUGGGUUACAACAUGAAGCACCGUCAACCGUAUCACAGCACGCUGCAAUCACUUGUAGCCGCCCAUAAACGUCCCACAGCGAUCCAUCCAGCGCCGAUAGACUCUCUGACACGCACUCUGCACACGCCCUCGCAAACCACGCCGCGAACCUCAACCCGCGAAAAUAUCUCGCAUUACCGCAGUCAUUAAAUAUAGAAAGAGAACCCCGUGGUAUCAGCCCGCCCAAACGCCCAACGAACCCAUCUCGCC
Boeremia exigua is the source of this 1830-nucleotide messenger RNA. RefSeq lists its product as uncharacterized. Gene Ontology annotation, molecular function: cytochrome-b5 reductase activity, acting on NAD(P)H. Lineage: Eukaryota; Fungi; Ascomycota; Dothideomycetes; Pleosporales; Didymellaceae. The transcript is spliced from 4 exons. Gene Ontology annotation, biological process: ergosterol biosynthetic process. The record is from RefSeq and is a predicted model, not a curated record. The coding region runs from base 474 to 1469 and encodes 331 amino acids.